UUUCACUGACGGAUCAGAAGGCAGCUAUUAUGUUACUGACUCAGCAUUUCGCCUAUUCGGGGAAAUUACUCGGUAAAAACGUUGAUUAACAACGCCUAAACAAGACUGCAGUUAUGAGCUACUUUCCAAAAUCUGAAUCUGCAACCUCUCUGCUGAAAUCUACCGCGGUUAGCAGGAGACCGACACACCUCCUUGACUGCACAACAGAACCCCGGCAUCACCAUCACCAUCGUCCGGCAGCUACUCACGUGGCUAGUACUGCAGAGGAUUCUUUCUGGUCAGCCGAAUGCGACGUUAGCGCAAGAAGACCCCUGUGUCAUCCAUCCCUUCUCGGUAACCGGAACAGUGCAACAUCCCGGGGUAAAAGCCGGUCUCACGCACCUGAUGUCUCUGUGUCACACUCCAAGGAUGACUCUCCUGAGCAACCAACUGUGAGCCAAAGAUCAAGGGAACGCUGUAAAUCUUCCCAAAACUCACACCGUCAUCACAGAAGAAAAUCGACUCGGGACGGGCCCGCACCUGCACACCAUUCCACUCAUCUACCUCCCAGAACACCGUCAUUCUCUGACUGCAACGACGACACAGCGCCCUUCUUUGAACCGAGGGACCACAAGGCCAUUUUGACUGGCGGAGAUGCCAACAUCCCAUCCUCAGCAUCGUCAUCCCCGGUCCCAUUGUCCAGUAAAUCUUCGCGCCGUUCCCGGAGGUCCAGUGCAGCAUCCUCAGCAUCCGAUUUUAAUCUGCGCCCAAUUCUCAACUCGGUCUAUGGCCAGUAUCGACAGAAGAUUGUCAUGGAGGAAGUUUCUGGUUCACAUUCAGAGGAUAGAGAGCUUAGACCUGAGGAGAUAGACGAGUUGCGCGAGGCGUUUCAGGAGUUUGAUAAGGACAAAGAUGGUUUCAUUGGAUGCAAAGACCUUGGGAAUUGUAUGAGAACCAUGGGAUAUAUGCCCACUGAGAUGGAGUUGAUAGAACUGAGCCAACAGAUCAACAUGAACUUGGGGGGACAUGUUGAUUUCGAGGACUUUGUGGAGUUAAUGGGUCCAAAACUUCUUGCUGAAACUGCAGACAUGAUUGGUGUGAAAGAGCUGAAGGAUGCAUUUAAAGAGUUUGACACCAAUGGGGAUGGAGCGAUUAGCACAGCAGAGCUCAGAGAGGCUAUGAAGAAGUUGCUUGGCCAACAGGUUGGUAACAGGGAUUUGGAGGAUAUCCUUAGGGAUAUUGAUUUGAAUGGGGAUGGGCAUGUUGACUUUGAAGAGUUUGUCCGAAUGAUGUCUCGCUGAGAGGGAGUGGGUGGUAUAUACAACCUCAAGUUAUUCAUAUUGAAUGUGAACCUCCACGCUUCUGUCAUCAUCUACUGAGCCAAAAAGAGAUAUGCUUAAAAGUCUGAGCCAUCUUUACCUGAGAAAUACUGGAAUCACAGUCUUUACCUCUCUGGACACACUGACCCACGGACCCACUGUCCCAUUGAGACAGAAUCUACUGUAGCAGAUUGACCCAGCUAUGGGAUCUGCACUUUAAACCAUCUGUAACUGUCCACUGUUUUGUUUUGUUUCGUUUUUUGGGAGGAAAUGAGCAAUAAGCAAACUACAAUUGUGGGUCAAGUCUCAGAAAUAUCAUUUCUUGCAUUUCUUUAUAUUGCUUUCUCUUAUGUUCUGCUUUUUUAAGAAUAUAAUUAAUAAAGUAUUUGUAUUAUCUCGUUGUCUACUUACACCUCCAUCUUAGUUCUUUUCUGUGGUUUGCACUGACCCAGCAAAGGAACAACCCAUAGUAUGUGUCGCCUGCUGUUUUUAUUUUAUUUACAUAUUUAAAUAGAAAUAUUAGAGUAUGUGUUACCAUGCAGAUUAUUCAGCUUGCUAUGAGUGAGAGAGCGAACAAAUUGAAUGAAGAAUGAACAUUUGUGUUUACAUGGUUGAGGAUGCAGUAUUUUUACAGCAAUGUUUUCAGCUGUAUUUGUAUUGCUUCUAGCCAACACAUCCUGUAGGAAAUCAAAUGAAACGCUGCUGCUUCUUGAAGGUUAUCUCUAUGUGACCCGUGGUGCUAAACCAAAGACCCAGUGAGCAGCAUUGCACCUAAUUUCUUAAAAUGGCUCCUGGCAGUUUAUGAAAUACUGUGAUGUGCCAUCCUAAUUUGCAUAUUCCCUCUCAUGAAAGUAUGAGACAAAAGCAUUACACAUAAAGGCAAUUUACAUCUGACGCUAUGAGGACAGAAGUUAACUUAAGGAGUACAUUACACUCACAUUUGUGUGUGUUGAUUGACAUUGUUGAUGGUUGAUUUGUACAUGUUUCUUUACAUCUGUAUGGUUAUUGGUAUAGUUGGAAAAAUUGUCUGCAUGUUGUUUGUUUUUUUAUAUUGAAGAUAUAAAAUUGAAGAGAUAUUUUAUGCUUCUUAAUCAAAUUGGAGAAAUAUUGUUUUUGUCUGUGUAGUCAGCUGCAAAUAUGGAUUGACCCCCAAAAAAUUCUAACAAAAGGUUUCUCAGUGGUUUACAGUAUUAUCAGAUGUACUUAAAAACAUCCUAAAAGUUUACCAAAGUUUGACUCCAAGAAAGGCCCCAUUUUCAAAAUGGCGUCCGUCAGGUCCUUAAAAUGACCAUUACUCCUUCGUAUUCCUCCUAAACCAGGAAUACUGGUGC
Molecule: messenger RNA, 2629 nt
Organism: Osmerus eperlanus (European smelt)
Lineage: Eukaryota; Metazoa; Chordata; Actinopteri; Osmeriformes; Osmeridae
Gene: cabp1a
Product: calcium binding protein 1a
Exons: 8
Coding region: 114-1280 (388 amino acids)
Biological process (GO): regulation of voltage-gated calcium channel activity
Cellular component (GO): cytoplasm
Molecular function (GO): calcium ion binding; calcium channel regulator activity
Source: RefSeq, a predicted model, not a curated record